CUCCACUACAGCAGACGGCGCUCGAACAUUUGCUUUCUUCUUUCUUGAAUAUUUUCCUCUGUUUGUUUCGAAUCACCCGUCUUCCUGUUACGUCUUGUCAUUGAGGAACGGAGUGAGAGUUCUGCGGGCAAAGAGUUUGUGGUCCGCAUACGGUUCUCCUCGUGGCGGCGGCUGUUCCAGGGCCGUUACCUGCUGCUCACGAACACGGUGAGCGGAGGAGGCAUGCUGGCGCUGGGUGACUUGAUUCAGCAGAGCCGGGAAACGCGAAAAAACCCGAACAGGAUUCGAGACUGGAACAGGACAGGUCGUAUGUUUGUGGUAGGGUGCUCCAUGGGUCCAGUGCUGCACUUUUGGUACACAUGGCUCGACCGAAGAUUUGUGGGAUAUGCUCUAAACACAGUGGUCAAGAAGGUUCUGGUGGAUCAGAUGAUAGCAUCCCCAACACUUGGCAUGUGGUACUUUUUAGGAAUGGGGGUCAUGGAGGGACGCUCCAUAUCUCACGGAUGGGAAGAGUUUAAAGAUAAAUUCUGGGAAUUUUAUAAAGCUGACUGGUGCGUUUGGCCUGCAGCUCAAAUGAUGAACUUUUAUUUCCUCUCCCCGAAAUUCCGUGUCGUCUAUGUCAACAUCGUCACUUUGGGGUGGGACACCUACCUCUCCUAUCUCAAACACAGAGAUGACAGUCAGCCCACAGACCUGCUUCCAGAGAGCAGUUUGUCAGAUGUGCAGCAGAAAGCUCUUUCACCAUCCAAACCUCGGGAGGAAAGCAGUGGAUGGUGAAAGCUACUCUUCCCAAAAUGCACUUUUUCAAACCUGUUGCACGGGGACGUUGGAAGUGAUUGUGUCGCGAUGCCGUUCUUCCAUCUAUGUUAACUUUAUUGGUCGUAGUAUUCAGACCCUGUGCCCUGUGUCCCACGUUUGUGCUGACACCCCCAAAAAAAACUCUUUAGCCCAAAAACUCUCCCCAGCUCAUUAAUGCGGGUGCACGCCAAGACUGCUACAUUGCCAACAUGACUUAUUCCUGAUUGAGUAUCGCCAAACACAAAGUUUGGCAUGUUUUAUUUUAUGGAAUGUACAAUCAGUUAAAAAUGAGAGGUGAUUAAUUUCCCCGAUGACCCAAUGAAAUAGGCGACGUCCACAGUGAUUUUCCAUGCAAGCCCUGCACCCAUUUGGGUGUGUGACACUGUCAUUAGUUACAGUGAAGGAAAUAAGUAUUUGAACACCCUGCUUUAUUGCAAGUUCUCUCACCUAGAAAUCAUGGAGGGGUCUGAAAUUUUUAUCUUCGGUGCAUGUCCAAUGUGUGAGAGAUAAUCUAAAAAGAAAAAUACAGAAAUCACAAUGUAUAAUUUUUUUUAACGAUUUGUUUGUGUGAUACAGCUGCAAAUAAGUAUUUGAACACCUGUCAAUCAGAGUCCUGACCCUCAAAGAGGUGUUUGUCCACCUUUAAAAGUCCACCUCCACUCCAUUUAUUAUCCUGAAUCAGAUGCACCUGUGUGAGGUCAUGAGCUGCAUAAAGACACCUGUCCACCCCAUACAAGUAGUAAGACUCAAACUUGUAACAUGGCCAAGACCAAAGAGCUGUCCAAAGACACCAGAGACAAAAUUGUACAACUCCACAUGGCUGGAAAGGGUUACAGAGAAAUUGCCAAGCAGCUUGGUGAAAAAAGGGCCAUUGUUGGAGCAAUCAUUAGAAAAUGGAAGAAGCUAAACAUGAUGGUCAAUCUCAAUCGGAGUGGAGUCCCGUGCAGGAUAUCACCUCUUGGGGUCUCAAUGAUCCUUAGAAAGGUGAGGAAUGAGCCCAGGACUACACGACAAGACUUGGUCAAUGACCUGAAAAGAGCUGAGACCACCGUUUCCAAGGUGAUUGUUGGUAAUACACUAAGAGAUCAUGGUUUGAAAUCAUGCAUGGCACGGAAGGUUCCCCUGGUUGAACCAGCACAUGACAAGGCCCGUCUUAAGUUUGCCAAUGACCAUUUGGAUGAUACAGAGGAGUCAUGGGAGAAAGUUUUGGUACUUUUUGGUCAUGAUUCCACGAACCGUGUUUGGAGGAAGAUGAAGGAUGAGUUGCAUCUCAAGAACACCAUCCCAACUGUGAAGCAUGGGGUUGGUAGCAUCAUUUUUCUGCACAUGGGACAGGAUGACUGCACUAUAUUCAGGAAAGGAUGACCAUAGCCAUGUAUUGUGAGAUUUUGGGGAAGAACCUUUUUUUUCAGUCUGAGCAUUGGAUAUGGGUCUUGGCUGGGUGCCAACAUGACAAUGACCCGAAGCACACUUCCAGGUAAACAAAGGAGUGGCUCCAUAAGAAGCAUAUCGAGGUUCUGGCGUGGGCUAGACAGUCUCCAGACCUAAACCCAAUAGAAAAUCUUUGGAGGGAGCUGAAACUCCGUGUUUCUCAGAGACAGGGCAGAAACAUGAUUGAUCUUGAGAAGAUCUGUGUGGAGGAGUGGGCCAGAAUCCCUCCUGCAGUAUGUGCAAACCUGGUGAACAAGUACAGGAAACGUUUGAUCUCUAAUUGCAAACAAAGGCUACUUUACCAAAUAUUAACAUUGGUUUUCUGAGGUGUUCAAAUACUUAUUCGCAGCUGUACCACAUAAAUAAAUCGUUAAAAAAAAUCAUACAUUGCGAUUUCUGGAUUUUUCUUUUUAGAUUCUCUCUCACAGUGGACAUGCACCUACAAUGAAAAUUUCACACCCCUCCAUGAUUUCUAAGUGGGAGAACUUGCAAUAUAGCAGGGUGUUCAAAUAUGUUUUUCUUAAUUGUAUUUUUGACCUUGUUUUGUCUCAUGAUUGGUCCAAAUUCAAUAUUUUUUUUUUACUUUUUUUUGCUAAGCGGGCAGUGAAAAAAGUCUGCGUGAAGGCGCUUGUUUUAUUGGUUUCAUGUGGCUCGUCACGUUUGUCCGUGUUUGUGUGUGUGAACCUUAUCUGAUUUGACGUUUUGCACGCCGUAGUGUUUAGUGCUUCAAUCUCUUGUUUUCAGUCUGGCAUGGUUGUCAUGCUUGUAAGAGAACAAAUCUUUUUUUGUGCAAUUACUAUUUUGUGUAAAAUAGUGCUUGAUUUUUCAUCGAAAUGGUCUUGUUUUCAAGCUGAAUAAAAUGACAGCAUUUUUUUAUAAUCUAGA
Syngnathoides biaculeatus (alligator pipefish) is the source of this 3114-nucleotide messenger RNA. RefSeq names its product MPV17 mitochondrial inner membrane protein like 2 (gene mpv17l2). The transcript has 6 exons. NCBI's taxonomy places the organism in Eukaryota, Metazoa, Chordata, Actinopteri, Syngnathiformes, Syngnathidae. Gene Ontology annotation, cellular component: membrane; cytoplasm. The record is from RefSeq and is a predicted model, not a curated record. Gene Ontology annotation, biological process: mitochondrial ribosome assembly. Bases 223 to 777 code for a protein of 184 amino acids.